GUCUGCUGACAUUAGGGGGAUGCUGACCAACUGGUCUUCCAUUCCCUUUGGGAUUGUAGUUGUUAUUGUGGCAGGUGGGGCACUCAAUUUAGUGCCGUAUUUUCUAGAACUCAAAGAUCAGCUAGGUUUUGAGACUGUUCAUCAGGAGUUUAUUAGAUGGGGAGUACUGUUCGGAUAUUAUGGUGGAAUCUUGGCAGGACCAAUGAUUGAUAUUAUUGGAAGUACAUUUUCAUUCUUGAUUGCAGCUAUUAUUUCAGGACUUGGAUUUGUGGCGCUGGCAUUCUACACAGAUGCCUCAAGCGUUGGAACCUUCAAUGCUGUAAUUAUUGUGACAUUGGUUUUAACAGUUUCUUUUGCUUGUGCCAUUGCUACAAUAGCUGCUAUUGCUGCCAUUAUCAAGAACUUCUCAAGACGCUCUGGAGCCAUGGUCGCUGCUGUGAUGAUUUCUUACUACUUUGCUGCUCGUUAUUUUGAUACUAGCAUCAGGAAUGGAUACUUUGAAAGCCUGGAUAUGAAAACCAACAUGCUUGUGUCUGCAGGUAUCCACUUCAGCGUUUACAUGUUGGGUGCCAUGAUCAUUGGAGACCAUGAGUCGAACAAGAAACUGAAGAAGGCCUCUAUUCUCACAGAUAAGCUAGGAAUCUUGGUGUACGCAGUGAUUGCUGGGUUAUUCCUUGCAGUGGUGUACACUACUUGUAUUGUCACCCAAGCUUAUCGCCUGUCAAUCAUCUUGAUCACACUGAUUGUCUUGGUUAAUUUUGUAGCACUUGUAUUCAUUAUACAAGGGUUGCUUCUUACAAUAGAAAGAACUGGAAUCUCAGAGGUCAGAAGCGAAUAUAUUCCUCCCAAAAAGAGCUUCGGUAAAAUGCUUGUCGAUAAAAGAUAUUUGUACCUGCUAGUCAGCACUUUUAUUAUCAUUGGAACAGGUACUACUUACUACCUCGAAGCUUCAGAUGUUGCUGAAGAUGUCGGAAAGCCUGAACUCGCAGACAAAGUCGACUAUGCUUACUGGCUAAGUGCUGUGCUCACCAUCCUCGUCGGAGGUAUGUGUUCAGCUAUGUUCAACAACGUUAUCAAUGCUUGGUUGCUAGCAGCCAUUGCUUGCUUCGCCUCGACUGUUGGAUUCGCUCUGGUGUUCUUGUCAGUGACCAACGACUUCUUCUACUACAUGUCGGCAUUCUUCGUUGGAGCAGGAACUGGAGGAUUUUGGGUCGUUGUUCCACAGUUGGUUUUAGACGAUGCAGGGCCGAAAUCAUUUAAAAGUUUGUGGGGAUUCACUUUGAGUGUUAAUGCUGCUGGAAUGUUCAUCUUCGAUGCGUUCUUCUGGUGGGUCAGUGAGAAGACGGAUCCUGAUAAGGCAGGAAACUGCCAAGGCUCACAGUGAUAUGUUAUUAUAUUCGUAGGAUUCGCAGCCGUUUGAUUUGUUGCAGGAGUUUUGUGCCUUUCGGCCCUUGAUUAUGAUAGAAAACUUAGUAAGGAUGAAGAGAGAAGACCGCUAAGGAGUCAAGAUUCUUUUGGGUCUUUUAGGAGGAAUACUUUUAGUGAAGGGAAGAAAGGGGAGAAGGAUAAGAAGGGAAGGCCUAGGUCAAGUUCGAAAAGUAAAAAUAAGAAAUAA
This is a messenger RNA of Moneuplotes crassus, 1615 nucleotides long. The record is from the annotation of a GenBank genome assembly. Lineage: Eukaryota; Ciliophora; Spirotrichea; Euplotida; Euplotidae.